ACCUGAAGAACGUUUUCGAACCGUAAUUAUUUGUUUUUUUUUUCCGCAUUGCCGCCGCAUCCAAACCCAACACUGUGAACAUGGCCUCGGCUGUCCUCGGUCGCCUGCUCCAGCUGUCAGCUGUCAGAAACAGCCCCCUCUCCCCGCUGAGCCCCUCAGCCAUGCCGGGGAGGACCGUGACACCGAGCCGGACAGCCGUGUGCUCCUCAAGCGGCGCCAUUCUGCCCAAACCCAGGAAGGUGGGGACGUGUGGCACCGGGGAGCAGACCCCCUUCGGCCUGAUGCGGAUCGCUCUGGUAGUGAUCCCCUUCUUAUACGUGGGGACUCAAAUCAGCAAGAGCUUUGCGGCGCUGCUGGAGGAGCACGACAUAUUCGUCCCGGAGGACGAUGAUGACGAUGACUGAGGGGCUCAUCAGAUGUUCUGAUCGCUACCUUCUGUCAGCAGCAGCACCACGGUAGAAGAAAUGCCUUCUUUGGGGUCCUGUUGCUGUGACUCUGCUUGCACUUGUUUCAGGGAUUUCACUGUUAUUUUUGGCUGACUCAAAACGGUCACCACAUUUUCAUAUGGUACUUUAUCUGCAUGCACUACAGGUGUCUUAAUAAAAACAUAGCAAGUGUC
This is a messenger RNA of Cyprinodon tularosa, 619 nucleotides long. Its product is annotated as essential MCU regulator, mitochondrial-like. Gene Ontology annotation, biological process: mitochondrial calcium ion homeostasis; calcium import into the mitochondrion. NCBI's taxonomy places the organism in Eukaryota, Metazoa, Chordata, Actinopteri, Cyprinodontiformes, Cyprinodontidae. The record is from RefSeq and is a predicted model, not a curated record. Gene Ontology annotation, cellular component: mitochondrial inner membrane; uniplex complex. The transcript is spliced from 3 exons. Bases 81 to 404 code for a protein of 107 amino acids.